Molecule: messenger RNA, 2077 nt
Organism: Chiloscyllium plagiosum (whitespotted bambooshark)
Lineage: Eukaryota; Metazoa; Chordata; Chondrichthyes; Orectolobiformes; Hemiscylliidae
Source: RefSeq, a predicted model, not a curated record
AUGGUCUCGGGCGCGCUCGCGCGGGAGGUGGGUACAAACGGAUUCUUGGGUGGCGACGGUGUGUGGCCCUGCCCCCCCUAUUACAUCACAAUCGAAUGGACGAGCUCGCGCUGAGGGGCCAACGGCCGGUGCUCGAGCGGCUGUCGGUAGGCGGCGGGGACGCGGCCUCCGGUCAGGGGUUCGAUACCGCUGCCACCGCUCAUCCUCUACGCUUCGCCAGGCGUGGGGGUAAACCGGGGGCAGCCGUCCGCUUCGUGCCCCGGGCCGAGCGGGAGGGGGCUGACGGAGACGACGACUCGGAGCUGGGUUCUUCCUCCUCGCUGCUGCUCUUGUAUCCGGAGAAGGAGCCGCUCCUGAGCUGCCUAAGCCCGGGCGACAGCUGCUCCGAGCACCCGCAGAGCCCCAGCAGCCAGGGCCCCGACCUCAACCACUUCCCCGAGGACCCCGAAUUCACCGACGUUGUCUUGCGGGCCGAGCAGGCGAUCGAGAACGGCGUUUACCCGCAGAGGAUCUCGCAGGGGUCGAGCGGCAGCUACUUCGUCAAAGAUCCUAAGGGGAAAAUAAUUGGAGUCUUCAAGCCAAAAACAGAAGAACCCUAUGGGCAGCUAAAUCCAAAAUGGACCAAAUUUUUCCACAAGAUCUGCUGUCCUUGCUGUUUUGGUCGUGGAUGUCUCAUACCUAAUCAAGGUUACUUGUCAGAAGCUGGCGCUUACCUUGUAGAUGAAAAACUAGGCCUGGGAGUUGUACCAAAAACAAAGGUAGUCUGGCUUGCAAGUGAAACAUUCAACUAUAGUGCAAUAGAUCGUGCAAAAUCCAGAGGAAAGAAAUAUGCUCUUGAAAAAGUACCAAAAGUUGGUCGGAGGUUCCAUAGGAUUGGACUGCCUCCAAAGGUUGGCUCCUUUCAACUGUUUGUAGAAAACUACAAGGAAGCAGACUAUUGGCUUCGGAAAUUUGAAGCUGAUCCAUUACCAGAAAACACUCGCAAGCAACUUCAGUCUCAGUUUGAGAGAUUGGUAAUUUUAGAUUACAUAAUUAGGAAUACAGAUAGAGGAAAUGAUAACUGGCUGAUGAAAUAUGAAAAGCCAGAAACCACAAAAGAGCUUUCUGAUAAGGACUCUGAAUGGGCACAUAGCAAAGAGCCAGCCAUUAAAAUUGCGGCUAUUGACAAUGGAUUGGCUUUUCCAUUUAAACAUCCUGAUGAGUGGAGAGCCUAUCCGUUUCACUGGGCCUGGCUUCAUCAAGCUAAAAUUCCUUUUUCGCAAGAGACAAGAGACUUUGUUCUUGCCCGAAUUUCAGAUAUGAAUUUCGUUCAGGACCUCUGUGAGGAUCUAUAUGAACUCUUUAAGACUGACAGAGGAUUUGACAAACCCACCUUUGAAUUGCAGAUGUCAGUGAUGAGAGGACAGAUUUUGAACCUUACUCAGGCACUUAAAGAUGGGAAAAGUCCCAUUCAGCUUGUCCAGAUGCCUCGUGUGGUUGUGGAAAGAAGUAGUUCUGGAAGUCAAGGCAGGAUAGUCCACCUGAGCAAUGCCUUCACCCAGACAUUUCAUUGCAGAAAGCCAUUCUUUUCAUCUUGGUAGUGAAUGUAUAAGGAAACCAAUUUGCCAUUUGAAUGGUUUCUAACUACCUGUUUGAUACCACUGUAAAUAUGCAAUAAGAUGAAAAUCAAAGGGGACAGCUUAAGUUGCACUGGAUGUCUCCUUUUGUGGAAACAUAUAAAUGAAUUGGAAAUUGUAUCUUAUUUGCCAAAAAUAGUUGCUUUGGUGUAAUUCAUCAAAUGUUAGAUGCUGAAAGUAAUGUUUACAUUUUUUGCUAUGUGAAAAUUUUGAACCAAUUUGUCAGGGAACAUGUAAACUACUGUCUUAAUGUAUUUUUAUACAAAAAUUUAAAAAUUUCCAACAGUAAUGUAUUAAAUAUCUGGGCAAUACUGUCCUAAAGGGAAUUUCUUAAGAUGUUUGUUUGUAUGUUCAAACCAAAAACUUUUAAUUUCAUACAGAGAAUGAGAAAAUGUUUUUGUAAACAGCACUGAUCACUGUAUUUCUUUCAUUGAAAGGCAUUAAAACAAUGUUGAAGCACA